AUGGAGCUCAGUGAUGCAAAUUUGCAAACAUUAACAGAAUAUUUAAAGAAAACACUUGAUCCUGAUCCUACCAUCAGACGUCCAGCUGAGAAGUUUCUUGAAUCUGUAGAAGGAAACCAGAAUUACCCACUGUUGCUUUUGACAUUACUGGAAAAGUCUCAAGACAGUGUCAUCAAAGUGUGUGCCUCAGUAACAUUCAAGAAUUAUAUUAAGAGGAACUGGAGAAUUGUUGAAGAUGAACCAAACAAAAUUUGCGAAGCUGAUCGAGUGGCUAUUAAAGCCAACAUAGUGCAUUUGAUGCUUAGCAGCCCUGAGCAGAUGCAGAAGCAGCUAAGUGAUGCCAUUAGCAUUAUUGGCAGAGAAGAUUUCCCUCAGAAAUGGCCUGACCUGUUGACGGAAAUGGUAAAUCGUUUUCAGAGUGGAGAUUUUCAUGUUAUUAAUGGAGUCCUUCGUACAGCACAUUCAUUAUUUAAAAGGUACCGCCAUGAGUUUAAGUCAAAUGAGUUAUGGACGGAGAUCAAACUUGUUUUGGAUGCUUUUGCUUUGCCUUUAACUAACUUAUUUAAGGCCACUAUUGAACUCUGCAGUACCCAUGCAAAUGACGUCUCAGCCCUGAAGAUUCUGUUUUCUUCCCUCAUACUGAUUUCCAAAUUAUUCUACAGUUUAAACUUUCAGGAUCUUCCUGAGUUUUUUGAAGAUAAUAUGGAAACUUGGAUGAACAACUUUCAUACUCUUUUGACAUUGGAUAAUAAGCUUUUACAAACUGAUGAUGAAGAGGAAGCAGGCUUAUUGGAGCUCUUAAAAUCUCAGAUCUGUGAUAAUGCAGCACUCUAUGCACAAAAGUAUGAUGAAGAAUUUCAGCGAUACCUUCCUCGUUUCGUCACAGCCAUCUGGAAUUUAUUAGUUACUACAGGUCAAGAGGUUAAAUAUGAUUUGUUGGUAAGUAAUGCAAUUCAGUUCCUGGCAUCAGUUUGUGAAAGGCCUCAUUAUAAGAAUCUAUUUGAAGACCAGAGCACUUUGACGAGCAUUUGUGAAAAGGUUGUUGUGCCUAACAUGGAGUUUCGAGCUGCUGAUGAGGAAGCAUUUGAGGAUAAUUCUGAAGAAUAUAUAAGAAGAGAUCUGGAAGGAUCUGAUAUUGAUACUAGACGCAGGGCUGCUUGUGAUCUUGUGCGAGGAUUAUGCAAGUUUUUUGAGGAACCGGUGACAGGAAUCUUCUCUGGUUAUGUCAAUUCCAUGCUGCAGGAAUAUGCCAAAAAUCCAUCUGUCAACUGGAAGCACAAAGAUGCAGCCAUUUACCUCGUGACAUCUUUAGCGUCCAAAGCCCAAACACAGAAGCAUGGGAUUACACAAGCAAAUGAACUUGUAAACCUGACUGAGUUCUUUGUGAAUCACAUUCUCCCUGAUUUAAAAUCAGCAAAUGUGAAUGAAUUUCCUGUCCUUAAAGCUGAUGGUAUCAAGUAUAUUAUGAUUUUUAGAAAUCAAGUACCAAAAGAGCAUCUUUUAGUCUCUAUUCCACUUUUGAUUAAUCACCUUCAAGCUGAAAGUAUUGUUGUUCACACUUACGCAGCACAUGCUCUUGAAAGACUGUUUACUAUGAGAGGGCCUAAUAACACCACUCUCUUUACAGCUGCAGAAAUCGCACCGUUUGUUGAGAUUCUGCUAACAAACCUUUUCAAAGCUCUCACACUUCCUGGCUCUUCAGAAAAUGAAUAUAUUAUGAAAGCUAUUAUGAGGAGUUUUUCCCUCCUGCAAGAAGCCAUAAUCCCAUACAUCCCAACUCUCAUCAGUCAGCUCACACAGAAGCUGUUAGCUGUUAGUAAGAACCCAAGCAAACCUCACUUUAAUCACUACAUGUUUGAAGCAAUAUGUUUAUCUAUAAGAAUAACUUGCAAGGCUAACCCGGCUGCUGUUGUAAAUUUUGAGGAGGCGUUAUUUCUGGUGUUUACUGAAAUUUUACAAAAUGAUGUACAAGAGUUUAUUCCUUAUGUCUUUCAAGUGAUGUCUUUGCUUCUGGAAACACAUAAAAAUGACAUCCCUUCUUCCUACAUGGCAUUAUUUCCUCAUCUCCUUCAGCCAGUGCUUUGGGAAAGAACAGGAAACAUCCCUGCUCUCGUAAGACUACUCCAAGCAUUCUUAGAACGUGGCUCAAGUACAAUAGCAACUGCUGCAGCUGACAAAAUUCCUGGGUUAUUAGGUGUCUUCCAGAAGCUGAUUGCAUCUAAAGCAAAUGACCACCAAGGUUUUUAUCUUCUCAACAGUAUAAUAGAGCACAUGCCCCCUGAGUCCGUCGACCAAUACAGGAAGCAAAUAUUCAUCCUACUGUUCCAAAGACUUCAGAAUUCCAAAACAACAAAGUUUAUCAAGAGUUUCUUAGUCUUUAUUAAUUUGUACUGCAUAAAAUACGGGGCAUUAGCACUACAAGAAAUAUUUGAUGGUAUACAACCCAAAAUGUUUGGAAUGGUGCUGGAGAAGAUAAUUAUUCCUGAAAUUCAGAAGGUGUCUGGAAAUGUAGAGAAAAAGAUCUGUGCAGUUGGCAUAACCAAAUUACUAACUGAAUGUCCCCCAAUGAUGGACACUGAGUAUACUAAGCUAUGGACUCCUUUAUUACAGUCUCUGAUUGGCCUUUUUGAGUUACCUGAAGAUGAUACCAUUCCUGAUGAGGAACAUUUCAUUGACAUUGAAGAUACACCAGGAUACCAGACUGCCUUCUCACAGUUGGCAUUUGCUGGGAAGAAAGAACAUGAUCCUGUAGGUCAGAUGGUGAACAACCCUAAAAUCCACCUGGCACAGUCACUUCACAAACUGUCGACUGCGUGUCCGGGAAGGGUCCCUUCGAUGGUGAGCACCAGCCUCAAUGCAGAAGCCCUCCAGUACCUCCAGGGCUAUCUCCAAGCGGCCAGUGUGACGCUGCUUUGA
Molecule: messenger RNA, 2916 nt
Organism: Elephantulus edwardii (Cape elephant shrew)
Lineage: Eukaryota; Metazoa; Chordata; Mammalia; Macroscelidea; Macroscelididae
Gene: CSE1L
Product: CSE1 chromosome segregation 1-like (yeast)
Exons: 24
Coding region: 1-2916 (971 amino acids)
Biological process (GO): protein export from nucleus; protein import into nucleus
Cellular component (GO): cytosol; nuclear envelope
Molecular function (GO): small GTPase binding; nuclear export signal receptor activity
Source: RefSeq, a predicted model, not a curated record